Sclerotinia sclerotiorum 1980 UF-70 is the source of this 1275-nucleotide messenger RNA. RefSeq lists its product as hypothetical. The transcript is spliced from 3 exons. The record is from RefSeq and is a predicted model, not a curated record. NCBI's taxonomy places the organism in Eukaryota, Fungi, Ascomycota, Leotiomycetes, Helotiales, Sclerotiniaceae. Gene Ontology annotation, molecular function: mannan endo-1,6-alpha-mannosidase activity. Bases 1 to 1275 code for a protein of 424 amino acids. Gene Ontology annotation, biological process: carbohydrate catabolic process; fungal-type cell wall biogenesis.
AUGGAAAUGAAUCAGUGUGGUCAAACCCCAGGACUUUUACCUCCUCCUUACUUUUGGUGGGAAGGUGGUGGCAUGUUCAUGACAUUAAUAGAUUAUUGGCGCUAUACGGGAGACACCUCAUAUAACAAUCUCGUCUCUGAAGCGCUUCUCUUCCAAACCGGUCCAAUGGCUGAUUAUAUGCCUCAAAACCAAACCAAAGAUGAAGGAAAUGAUGAUCAAGGUUUUUGGGGAAUGGCAGCCAUGUUAGCUGCGGAAACAAAUUUUCAAAAUCCUCCUGCAGAUCAACCGCAAUGGCUUGCGUUAGCUCAAGCUGUCUUUAACGAAAUGGCUGGUCGUUGGGAUACUAGUACUUGUGGAGGUGGUUUAAGGUGGCAGAUUUUUCCGUUCAAUAAUGGUUACACAUAUAAGAAUUCUAUUGCGAAUGGAUGUUUUUUUAAUCUAGGCGCUAGAUUGGCUAGAUAUACGGGAAAUCAAACGUAUGCGGAUUGGGCAGAGAGGAUUUGGCAGUGGGAGCAGAGUGUAGGGUUGAUUGAUGGUGAGUAUAAUAUUUUCGAUGGGAGUAGUGAUGUGGAUAAUUGUGCGAGUGUGGAUCACUUGCAGUGGAGUUAUAAUGCGGGUAUUUACUUGCAUGGAGCGGCGAAUAUGUUUAAUUAUACCGAUGGUAAUUCAACCUGGCAACAACGCACCAACCAACUCAUGAACACCUCACUCAACAUUUUCGCCUCCCCCAAAACCAACUCCAUCAUCACCGAGCAAGCGUGCGAAAAAGCAAAUACUUGCGAUACAGACCAAUUAUCCUUCAAAGCCUAUUUCAUCACCUGGCUAGCCUCGACUGCCAUCCUCGCUCCCUUUACUUCGAAGACUCUUUUCCCGCUUCUGCAAAUUAGUGCUAAAGCUGCGGGUACUCAGUGCGCGGGUCCGAAUAAUGCGUGUGGGUUUAAGUGGACUGAUGAGAAAUAUGAUGGAAAUGUGGGGAUAGGACAGCAGAUGAGUGCGUUGGGUGCGAUUGUGAGUGCGAUGGUGGCGGUUCCCGGGGUGGAUAAUAAGGGGUUUGUGCCGGUUACUAAUGGGACUGGGGGGACGAGUAUUGGGGAUAGUAACGCGGGGAGUGGGGGUGGGAAUGUGGGUGGAAAUGGGAUGGGAGGGAGUGGGAGUGGGAGGGAAGAAGAGAGCUUGUUGGUUACGAGGGGGGAUAGGGUUGGUGCGGGGUUUGCGACGUUGGCGGUUUUGUUGAGUUUGUUUGGAGGUGCGGGGUUUAUGGUUUUGGAGAAGUAG